Messenger RNA from Eimeria mitis, 201 nucleotides. RefSeq lists its product as uncharacterized. Bases 1 to 201 code for a protein of 66 amino acids. The record is from RefSeq and is a predicted model, not a curated record. NCBI's taxonomy places the organism in Eukaryota, Apicomplexa, Conoidasida, Eucoccidiorida, Eimeriidae. The transcript has 2 exons.
AUGCUGCUGCAGCGCAACAGCAGCAGCAGCAGCAGCAGCAGCAGCUGGCGUUCGCCCCACCGGCGGCAGCUGCUGCUGCAGCUGCGGCCGCAGCGACCGCAGGACGAGCAGCAGCACCGGAACGCCACACAAACCCGCGAUGCAGCAACGAAGGCCCCGCAGCAGCAGCAGCAGCAGCAGCAGCAGCAGCACGGGAGCUGA